AUGUCCACCUUCCACCCCUUCCCUCGUCUACCAACUGAGCUUCGCCUUCGUAUCUGGAGCUUGACAGCGUUCCCUCGUAUGAUACAUGUGAAGCGACAGUGUGUAGGUGCAUACGUGGAGUUUGGUCUGCAGUAUAUGGCUACAUCGACGCCUUACCCUGCGGUGGUGCAGGUCUGCCAGGAGUCUCGACAACACGCGCCAUACCAGCGAGCCUUUACAACCGGUGCCAAUCCGCGGUAUAUCUGGGUCAACUUUGAAUCUGACCUGAUUUGCAAUGACGACAGCCGCGACCCGUUGAAUCUCGAGCCACACGAACAAGAUAUACAACGACUCAGGUUCUCCAUUAAUGACGAGUUGGCUUACGACUACAUCACCAAUUACGGCAACCAAGGGUUUAAAAAGAUCACCAAUAUCAAAGAGAUCUACAUCGCAGUAGAUAGAGAAAUCGCGGGCUUUAGUAUUGAGUUUCUGGCAGCCACUGUGAACAAACAUGAAUGCUUCAAUGGAAAUGACGACAAGGUCAAAUUCCUCGACGUCGGGUCAGGUUAUAUGAUGGAUGCCAAUCAGCUCCGCAUAUUCAGUGAUUGGAAGAAUUAUUAUUCUUUUGAUACUCAUGGAAGAGCAAAUGUAGACACCUUUGAAGGGGCCGUGCGGUUCCUGCGAUUACUUGGUACUAUUCUCACAUUGUCGGAGUUGCAUGCUCUUGAUGAUGAAGAUACCAAGUUUAAAAAAGACCAAAAACUUCUAAAGCGCAAGUAUAGGAGAGAAGUCGAGUAA
This is a messenger RNA of Trichoderma breve, 777 nucleotides long. RefSeq lists its product as uncharacterized. The transcript has a single exon. The coding region runs from base 1 to 777 and encodes 258 amino acids. The record is from RefSeq and is a predicted model, not a curated record. NCBI's taxonomy places the organism in Eukaryota, Fungi, Ascomycota, Sordariomycetes, Hypocreales, Hypocreaceae.